CUCAAUCAUUGCAAAGGAGUGCAACGCAAUGAAUCGUCAGAAACACUUACUGACUGCUGAAACAACAAAAGGGAUUACAAAAGGUUAAUGUCUGAUCUGAAGGAUGUGGCGCACAAUGAUGAUGUCAGAGGGUUUGCUGUUGUUCCUGUCCAUACAGGCUGUUGGCGGAGUCACCUCAGCAGAUUCUGCUCUGAGAUUGGUCAACGGUUACCCUGACAACGCCUGCUCUGGCAGAGUGGAGAUCUAUCACCAGGGCCUGUGGGGAACGGUGUGUGAUGACUUCUGGGAGUUGUCGGACGCCCAGGUGGUGUGCAGGCAGCUGGGCUGUGGCCACGCGGUGUUUCCCAUCACCCAAGGUAAGUUUGGCCAGGGCCGUGGGCCCAUCUGGCUGGACGAUGUGUCGUGCUCAGGGUCGGAGUCCUCCCUGGCAGAGUGUCGUCACCAAGUCUUCGGCGCCCACAACUGCUGGCACGGUGAAGAUGCCGGGGUGGUCUGUGAGGCCAGUGCUCCUCUGAGAUUGGUCAACGGUUACCCUGACAACGCCUGCUCUGGCAGAGUGGAGAUCUACCACCAGGACCAGUGGGGGACGGUGUGUGAUGACAUCUGGAGUCUGAGCCAUGCCCGGGUGGUGUGCAGACAGCUGGGCUGUGGCCGUGCCCUCUCUGCCCCCACCAGUUCCAGCUUCAACGAGGGCAGCGGGCCCAUCUGGCUGGACGGCGUGGGGUGCUCGGGGUGGGAGUCCUCCCUGAUGGAUUGCCGUCACCAGGGCUUUGGACCCCACAACUGUACCCAUCAUGAAGACGCAGGGGUGGUCUGUGAGGUGGGCCAAGUGGUCUCCAUCUUCACAACAACAUCUCCCACUACUGGCAACAGUGACCCCGUCACCCCCACCCUGGAGCCCUCCAACUCCACCCCCAGGGAAGCGGAUGUGCGUUUGGGUGGGGGGAACAGUGCCUGCUCUGGCAGAGUGGAGCUCUACCACCGGGGCCAGUGGGGGACGGUGUGUGACGACAUCUGGAGUCUGAGCCAUGCCCAGGUGGUGUGCAGACAGCUGGGCUGUGGCCGUGCCCUCUCUGCCCCCACCAUGUCCAGCUUCGGCCAGGGCAGCGGGCCCAUCUGGAUGGACGAUGUCAGGUGCUCUGGGUCUGAGUCCUUACUGAUAGACUGCAGCCAUCGGGGCUUCGGCUCCCAUGACUGUAGUCAUGGUGAAGAGGCUGGAAUCGUCUGUGAGGUUGGUCCAGUGGUCACCACGUUUCCUGGCCCCACCACCACCUCCAGAUCCAGCACAUCUCCCUCCACCUCCACAUCCACACCCAGCACAUCCACCUCCACACCCAGCACAUCCACCUCCACACCCAGCACAUCCACCUCCACACCCAGCACAUCCACCUCCACACCCAGCACAUCCACCUCCACACCCAGCACAUCUCCCUCCACCUCCUUACCCAACACAUCUCCCUCCACAUCCAUACCCAGCACAUCUCACUCCACACCCAGCACACCUCCCUCCACCUCCUUACCCAGCACACCUCCCUCCACCUCCUUACCCAGCACAUCUCCCUCCACCUCCUUACCCAGCACAUCUCCCUCCACCUCCUUACCCAGCACAUCUCCCUCCACAUCCAUACCCAGCACAUCUCACUCCACAUCCAUACCCAGCACAUCUCACUCCACCUCCAUACCCAGCACACCUCCCUCCACCUCCUUACCCAGCACACCUCCCUCCACCUCUUUACCCAGCACAUCUCCCUCCACCUCCUUACCCAGCACAUCUCUCUCCACCUCCACACCCAGCACAUCUCCCUCCACCUCCUUACCCAGCACAUCUCUCUCCACCUCCACACCCAGCACAUCUCCCUCCACCUUACCCAGCACAUCUCCCUCCACCUUACCCAGCACAUCUCCCUCCACCUCCUUACCCAGCACAUCUCCCUCCACCUCCUUACCCAGCACAUCUCCCUCCACCUCCAUAACCAGCACAUCUCCCUCCACCUCCUUACCCAGCACAUCUCCCUCCACCUCCAUACCCAGCACAUCUCCCUCCACCUCCAUACCCAGCACAUCUCCCUCCACCUCCAGACCCAGCACAUCUCCCUCCACAUCCUUACCCAGCACAUUUCCCUCCACCUCCACACCCAGCACAUCUCCCUCCACCUCCUUACCCAGCACAUCUCCCUCCACCUCCAGACCCAGCACAUCUCACUCCACCUCCAGACCCAGCACAUCUCCCUCCACCUCCUUACCCAGCACAUCUCCCUCCACCUCCAGACCCAGCACAUCUCCCUCCACCUCCAUACCCAGCACACCUCCCUCCACCUCCACCACAUCUUUCUCUACCUCCACACCCAGCACAUCCUUUUCCACCUCCACUUCUGCCACAUCCACCUCUAUACCUAUAACUAAUCCAGACACCUCCACCUCCAGAUUAAUCUCUUCUCCUGACACCUCCACCUCCAUCUCUACAUCCACCUAUAAGCUCAGCAGUUUUCCACGCACCUCAAUACCCAGUUUUCCUUCCUCUACCUUAAGCUCUACAUCCACUUCAUUAUCCAACACUCCCUCUACCACCUCCACACCCACUUCUCUUCCCAUCACCUCCACAGCCACUUCUCCUCCCAUCUCCUCGACACCCACCUCUCCUCCCAUCACCUCCAAACCCACCUCUCUUCCCAUCACCUCCACCCCCACCUCUCCUCCCAUCACCUCCACACCCACCUCUCCUCCCAUCUCCUCCACACCCACCUCUCCUCCCAUCACCUCCACACCCAGCUCUCCUCCCAUCACCUCCACACCCACCUCUCUUCCCAUCACCUCCACACCCAGCUCUCCUCCCAUCUCCUCCACACCCACCUCUCUUCCCAUCACAUCCAUAGCCACCUCUCUUCCCAUCACCUCCACAGCCACCUCUCCUCCCAUCAUCUCCACACCCAACUCUCCUCCCAAGACCUCCACACCCACCUCUCCUCCCAUCCCCUCCACACCCACCUCUCCUCCCAACACCUCCACACCCACUUCUCCUCCCAUCACCUCCACACCCACCUUUCUUCCCAUCACUUCCACACCCACCUCUCCUCCCAUCACCUCCACACCCACCUCUCCUCCCAUCACCUCCACACCCACCUCUCUUCCCAUCACCUCCACAGCCACCUCUCUUCCCAUCACCUCCAUAGCCACCUCUCCUCCAAAGACCUCCACACCCACCUCUCCUCCCAUCACCUCCAUAGCCACCUCUCCUCCCAACACCUCCACACCCACCUCUCCUCCCAUCACCUCCACACCCACCUCUCCUCCCAACACCUCCACACCCACCUCUCCUCCCAACACCUCCACAGCCACCUCUCUUCCCAUCACCUCCAUAGCCACCUCUACUCCCAACACCUCCACACCCACCUCUCCUCCCAUCACCUCCAUAGCCACCUCUCCUCCCAACACCUCCACACCCACCUCUCCUCCCAUCACCUCCAUAGCCACCUCUCCUCCCAACACCUCCACACCCACCUCUCCUCCCAUAACCUCCACAGCCAACUCUCCUCCCAUAACCUCCACAGCCAACUCUCCUUCCAUCACCUCCACACCCACCUCUCCUCCCAACACCUCCACACCCAACACCUCCACACCCACCUCUCCUCCCAUCACCUCCACACCCACCUCUCCUCCCAUCACCUCCACACCCAACUCUCCUCCCAAGACCUCUAAACCCACCUCUCCUUCCAUCACCUCCAAACCCACCUCUCCUUCCAUCACCUCCACACCCACCUCUCCUCCCAACACCUCCACACCCACCUCUCCUUCCAUCACCUCCACACCCACCUCUCCUCCCAACACCUCCACACCCACCUCUCCUCCCAUCACCUCCACACCCAACUCUCCUCCCAAGACCUCCACACCCACCUCUCCUUCCAUCACCUCCACACCCACCUCUCCUCCCAACACCUCCACACCCACAUCUCCUCCCAACACCUCCACACCCACCUCUCCUUCCAUCACCUCUACACCCACAUCUCCUCCCAACACCCCCACACCCACAUCUCCUCCCAUAACCUCCACACCCAACUCUCCUCCCAAGACCUCCACACCCAACUCUCCUCCCAACACCUCCACACCCACAUCUCCUCCCAUAACCUCCACACCCAACUCUCCUCCCAAGACCUCCACACCCACCUCUCCUCCCAUCUCCUCGACACCCACCUCUCCUCCCAUCACCUCCACAGCCACUACUCCUCCCAUCUCCUCGACACCCACCUCUCCUCCCGUCACCUCCAAACCCACCUCACUUCCCAUCACCUCCACCCCCACCUCUCCUCCCAUCACCUCUACUCCCACCUCGCCUCCCAUCACCUCCACACCCACCUCUCCUCCCAUCACCUCCACACCCACCUCUCCUCCCAACACCUCCACACCCACCUCUCCUCCCAUCACCUCCACACCCACCUCUCUUCCCAUCACCUCCACACCCACCUCUCUUCCCAUCACCUCCACACCCACCUCUCUUCCCAUCACCUCCACACCCAGCUCUGCUCCCAUCUCCUCCACACCCACCUCUCUUCCCAUCACCUCCACACCCACCUCUCUUCCCAUCACCUCCACAGCCACCUCUCUUCCCAUCACCUCCAUAGCCACCUUUCCUCCAAAGAACUCCACACCCACCUCUCCUCCCAUCACCUCCACAGCCACCUCUCCUCCCAACACCUCCACACCCACCUCUCCUCCCAUCACCUCCACACCCACCUCUCUUCCCAUCUCUUCCAAACCCACCUCUCUUCCCAUCACCUCCACACCCACCUCUCCUGCCAUCACCUCUACUCCCACCUCUCCUCCCAUCCCCUCCACACCCACCUCUCUUCCCAUCACCUCCACACCCAGCUCUCCUCCCAUCACCUCCACACCCACCUCUCUUCCCAUCACCUCCACACCCAGCUCUCCUCCCAUCACCUCCACACCCACCUCUCCUCCCAUCACCUCCACACCCACCUCUCCUCCCAUCACCUCCACACCCACCUCUCCUCCCAUCACCUCCACAGCCACUUCUCCUCCCAUCAUCUCCACACCAACCUCUCUUCCCAUCACCUCCACACCUACCUCUCCUCCCAUCACCUCUCCUCCCAUCACCUCCACACCCACUUCUCUUCCCAUCACCUCCACAGCCACCUCUCCUCCCAUCACCUCCACAGCCACAUCUCCUCCCAUCUCCUCCACACCCACCUCUCCUCCCAUCUCCUCCACACCCACCUCUCUUCCCAUCACUUCCACACCCACCUCUCCUCCCAUCACCUCCACACCCACCUCUCUUCCCAUUGCCUCCAUAGCCACCUCUCCUCCAAAGACCUCCACACCCACCUCUUCUCCCUUAACCUCCACACCCACCUCUCCUCCAAAGACCUCCACACCCACCUCUCUUCCCAUCUCCUCCACACCUACCUCUCCUCCCAUCACCUCCACACCCAGCUCUCCUCCCAUCUCCUCCACACCCACCUCUCCUCCCAUCACUUCCACACCCACCUCUCCUCCCAUCACCUCCACACCCACCUCUCCUCCCAAGACCUCCACACCCACCUCUUCUCCCUUAACCUCCACACCCACUUUUCCUCCCAUCACCUCCACACCCACCUCUCCUCCCAAGACCUCCACACCCACCUCUCUUCCCAUAACCUCCACACCCUCCUCUCCUCCCAUCACCUCCACACCCACCUCUCUUCCCAUCACCUCCACACCCACCUCUCCUCCCAUCACUUCCACACCCACCUCUCCUCCCAACACCUCCACACCCACCUCUUCUCCCAUCACCUCCACACCCACCUCUCUUCCCAUCACCUCCACACCCACCUCUCCUCCCAUCACCUCCACACCCCCCUCUUCUCCCAUCACCUCCACACCCACCUCUCUUCCCAUUACCUCCAUAGCCACCUCUCCUCCAAAGACCUCCACACCCACCUCUUCUCCCUUAACCUCCACACCCACCUCUCCUCCAAAGACCUUCACACCCACCUCUCUUCCCAUCUCCUCCACACCUACCUCUCCUCCCAUCACCUCCACACCCAGCUCUCCUCCCAUCACCUCCACACCCAGCUCUCCUCCCAUCUCCUCCACACCCACCUCUCCUCCCAUCACUUCCACACCCACCUCUCCUCCCAUCACCUCCACACCCAGCUCUCCUCCCAUCUCCUCCACACCCACCUCUCCUCCCAUCACCUCCACACCCACCUCUCCUCCCAACACCUCCACACCCACCUCUUCUCCCUUAACCUCCACACCCACCUUUCCUCCCAUCACCUCCACACCCACCUCUCCUCCCAAGACCUCCACACCCACCUCUCCUCCCAUAACCUCCACACCCUCCUCUCCUCCCAUCACCUCCACACCCACCUCUCUUCCCAUCACCUCCACACCCACCUCUCCUCCCAUCACUUCCACACCCACCUCUCCUCCCAUCACCUCCACACCCACUUCUCUUCCCAUCACCUCCACACCCACCUCUCCUCUCAUCUCCUCCACACCUACCUCUCCUCCCAUCACCUCCACACCCACCUCUCCUCCAAAGACCUCCACACCCACCUCUCUUCCCAUCUCCUCCACACCUACCUCUCUUCCCAUCACCUCCACACCCAGCUCUCCUCCCAUCUCCUCCACACCCACCUCUCUUCCUAUCACCUCCACAGCCACCUUUCCUCCAAAGACCUCCACACCCACCUCUCUUCCCAUCACCUCCACACCCACCUUUCCUCCAAAGACCUCCACACCCACCUCUCUUCUCAUCACCUCCACACCCACCUCUCCUCCCAUCACCUCCACACCCACCUCUCUUCCCAUCACCUCCACACCCACCUCUCUUCCCAUCUCUUCCACACCUACCUCUCUUCCCAUCACCUCCACACCCACCUCUCUUCCCAUCACUUCCACACCCACCUCUCCUCCCAUCACCUCCACACCCACCUCUCCUUCCAUCAUUUCCACACCCAUCUCUCCUCCCAUCACCUCCACACCCACCUCUCCUCCCAUCACCUCCACACCCACCUCUCCUCCCAUCACCUCCACACCCACCUCUCCUCCCAUCACCUCCACAGCCACUUCUCCUCCCAUCAUCUCCACACCAACCUCUCUUCCCAUCACCUCCACACCUACCUCUCCUCCCAUCACCUCUCCUCCCAUCACCUCCACACCCACUUCUCUUCCCAUCACCUCCACAGCCACCUCUCCUCCCAUCACCUCCACAGCCACAUCUCCUCCCAUCUCCUCCACACCCACCUCUCCUCCCAUCUCCUCCACACCCACCUCUCUUCCCAUCACUUCCACACCCACCUCUCCUCCCAUCACCUCCACACCCACCUCUCUUCCCAUUGCCUCCAUAGCCACCUCUCCUCCAAAGACCUCCACACCCACCUCUUCUCCCUUAACCUCCACACCCACCUCUCCUCCAAAGACCUCCACACCCACCUCUCUUCCCAUCUCCUCCACACCUACCUCUCCUCCCAUCACCUCCACACCCAGCUCUCCUCCCAUCUCCUCCACACCCACCUCUCCUCCCAUCACUUCCACACCCACCUCUCCUCCCAUCACCUCCACACCCACCUCUCCUCCCAAGACCUCCACACCCACCUCUCCUCCCAUCACCUCCACACCCACCUCUCCUCCCAACACCUCCACACCCACCUCUUCUCCCUUAACCUCCACACCCACUUUUCCUCCCAUCACCUCCACACCCACCUCUCCUCCCAAGACCUCCACACCCACCUCUCUUCCCAUAACCUCCACACCCUCCUCUCCUCCCAUCACCUCCACACCCACCUCUCUUCCCAUCACCUCCACACCCACCUCUCCUCCCAUCACUUCCACACCCACCUCUCCUCCCAACACCUCCACACCCACCUCUUCUCCCAUCACCUCCACACCCACCUCUCUUCCCAUCACCUCCACACCCACCUCUCCUCCCAUCACCUCCACACCCCCCUCUUCUCCCAUCACCUCCACACCCACCUCUCUUCCCAUUACCUCCAUAGCCACCUCUCCUCCAAAGACCUCCACACCCACCUCUUCUCCCUUAACCUCCACACCCACCUCUCCUCCAAAGACCUUCACACCCACCUCUCUUCCCAUCUCCUCCACACCUACCUCUCCUCCCAUCACCUCCACACCCAGCUCUCCUCCCAUCACCUCCACACCCAGCUCUCCUCCCAUCUCCUCCACACCCACCUCUCCUCCCAUCACUUCCACACCCACCUCUCCUCCCAUCACCUCCACACCCAGCUCUCCUCCCAUCUCCUCCACACCCACCUCUCCUCCCAUCACCUCCACACCCACCUCUCCUCCCAACACCUCCACACCCACCUCUUCUCCCUUAACCUCCACACCCACCUUUCCUCCCAUCACCUCCACACCCACAUCUCCUCCCAAGACCUCCACACCCACCUCUCCUCCCAUAACCUCCACACCCUCCUCUCCUCCCAUCACCUCCACACCCACCUCUCUUCCCAUCACCUCCACACCCACCUCUCCUCCCAUCACUUCCACACCCACCUCUCCUCCCAUCACCUCCACACCCACUUCUCUUCCCAUCACCUCCACACCCACCUCUCCUCUCAUCUCCUCCACACCUACCUCUCCUCCCAUCACCUCCACACCCACCUCUCCUCCAAAGACCUCCACACCCACCUCUCUUCCCAUCUCCUCCACACCUACCUCUCUUCCCAUCACCUCCACACCCAGCUCUCCUCCCAUCUCCUCCACACCCACCUCUCUUCCUAUCACCUCCACAGCCACCUUUCCUCCAAAGACCUCCACACCCACCUCUCUUCCCAUCACCUCCACACCCACCUUUCCUCCAAAGACCUCCACACCCACCUCUCUUCUCAUCACCUCCACACCCACCUCUCCUCCCAUCACCUCCACACCCACCUCUCUUCCCAUCACCUCCACACCCACCUCUCUUCCCAUCUCUUCCACACCUACCUCUCUUCCCAUCACCUCCACACCCACCUCUCUUCCCAUCACUUCCACACCCACCUCUCCUCCCAUCACCUCCACACCCACCUCUCCUUCCAUCAUUUCCACACCCAUCUCUCCUCCCAUCACCUCCACACCCACCACCCCUUCAGAAGUGGAGGGCGAGUUACGUCUGGCUGAGGGCUACAGUACCUGCUCUGGCAGAGUGGAGAUCUACCACCAGGGCCAGUGGGGGACGGUGUGUGACGACAUCUGGAGUCUGAGCCAUGCCCGGGUGGUGUGCAGACAGCUGGGCUGUGGCUAUGCCCUGUCUACCCUCACCAGUGCUAGAUUCUCCCUGGGCAGUGGGCCCAUCUGGCUGGACGAUGUCAGGUGUUCGGGGUUAGAGUCGUCCCUGACAAACUGCAGCCAUCUGCCCUUCGGCGCACACAACUGUGGUCAUGGAGACGAUGCAGGGGUGCUUUGCGAGGAGAACGACCUGGACGUGACCAUCAGACCUUACCUGGUGCUGUCAGGCAGGGGUCCCAAUGCCAGGGCCUCCAUGUCCCUGUUCCCCAACUCCAGCUACACAGCUCCUUACCCAGCAGGCCCGGUCACUCUGCCCCUGGGCUCCGUCCUGCAUGUGGGCGUGUCUGUUGAAGAGACCGAGAUUGGACGCUUUGUGGUCGUUCUGGAGGACUGCUACGCCACCCACUCCCCUGAUCCUAAUGACCUCCUGAAAUACCUCCUCAUCCAGCACAAGUGUCCUACCGACCGUCACCAGGUGACCGUGGAGGAGAGUGGCUUGUCCCUCCAGGCUCGCUUCUCUGCGCUGCUGUUCCUGUUCCAGGGGGACUACAGGGACGUCUACCUGCACUGCAGCCUCAACCUGUGUGACCAGAGGAGCUCCUCCUGCUCUCCUGUGUGCUCUAGAAGGACGGCCCGCUCUGUCUCUGAGUCCCUCAAGCCCCUGACCAUCGGACCAAUCACCUGGACCAGAGUCUAGAGUGGGCUGAUGAUGUCACUCCUCCCUCAGAACUGAUUUCUGGAAAAACAACAUGUAGCCAUAAUCAUGGUGACCACGACAUAAUCUCUACUGUCUAAUGUAAACUGGAAUGUUUCACUGUGUAACCUUUGGAAGAUUUCUGUAUUAUCCUGCAACCUGAUGAAAAUGUACUUGUAUCACUGCACUGCCAUCUUAGAAAAUAUUCCUAAGGUUUAAAUGUUUUUUCGGGUUCCUGACACGUGACUUGUAAUUUAAUAAACGGAACUUGUCUGAUA
Molecule: messenger RNA, 10197 nt
Organism: Osmerus eperlanus (European smelt)
Lineage: Eukaryota; Metazoa; Chordata; Actinopteri; Osmeriformes; Osmeridae
Product: mucin-2-like
Exons: 11
Coding region: 104-9922 (3272 amino acids)
Biological process (GO): zymogen activation
Cellular component (GO): plasma membrane
Molecular function (GO): serine-type endopeptidase activity
Source: RefSeq, a predicted model, not a curated record